Molecule: messenger RNA, 1376 nt
Organism: Monomorium pharaonis (pharaoh ant)
Lineage: Eukaryota; Metazoa; Arthropoda; Insecta; Hymenoptera; Formicidae
Exons: 5
Coding region: 533-1189 (218 amino acids)
Source: RefSeq, a predicted model, not a curated record
UUUUGGUUUUUGUUUUUCUUUCUAUAAUUUUUUGUUAUUCUUUCAGAUUAUCCUAUAAUUUAUUUUUGACCUUGUUUUUUACUGUAUAGUCAUUUUUUACUUUCAAAGACGAAGUUUAUUCGCGCAACUGAAGUGUUAAGAAAAGUUCAAGUUAAUAUCACCUGCAAGAUAUUCUAGCAAACAAGAGACACAUGAAUAAGAAAAAAUUUCGCAGGAAACAGCACGCGUCAUAUUAUUAUUAUAGUCACCAUCAACUUCGUGUUGUAUCAAGCAAUAGCAAGCUGCAAUUGCUAUCACUUUUACAGCGUAACAUGCGUCACCUUAUAAAAUAUUUCAGAGAUGAAGAAAUUGAUAGUACAGAAAUAGUCUGACGUUAGUGAAAUGAUAAAUUGAUAAUGACGAUUUCAGACAUUCUAUAAUUUUGAGUUAUCUGUUUCGCGACUUGUAUGCUAAAGAAUCAAUAAUCUGCGUGCCACGUUUCAUUUUGUUGUAGUUGUCUAUUUUCUUUUUCGAGAUCCAGACACAAAUAAUCAUGUUAGAGAAUUUUCUACGAGAAUACAAUAUCAAUCGGAUAUUGUUGUCGAUCACAGGUCUCUGGCCGUAUCAGCAUAAGCUCGUGAGAAAUUUAUUAUGGAUGUUUUGUUUUUUGCUCGAAAUAAGUUAUUAUCCAUUCGAGAUAUUACUAUUGUAUGAUCAUCCAAACGAUGCACAAUUGAUUUUUGAAGGCUGUUAUCAAAUUUUAAUCUUGACUAUUUUUCUCAUAAGACAUAUAAAUGUGGUUUUGCAAAAGGAUAAAAUGCAAUGGAUGUACGAAGCUAUUGACGAACAUUGGAAUAUAUUUACAGACGAUAUAGAAAUUCGAAUUAUGAAAGAAUAUUCUAUGCUGUCGCGAAAAUUUGUAAAAUAUUAUUCAAUUUUAUUUUUUUCUUCGUUGUCGAUGGUUAUAAUAGCGCCGUUAACACCGAUAUUCUUAGACAUUUUUAUGCCUCUUAAUAAAUCUCGUCCACGAUUCUUUGCGGCGGAAGUCGAAUUCAGGGUGAAUAAAGAAGAAUACUUUCUACCAAUUUUUUGUUAUACUACUGUUAUAAUUGUGGUGGGAUCAUUCAUUGCGUUAGGCUUUGAUGCAAUGCAUAUAACGUUUGCUGCUCAUGCAUGUAGUUUAUUUGUGGUUGUCAGAUUAUUCAUGUAAUAGAUCAAUUGGGAACAUUAAUAAAGUUUGUACUUAUAUUCGGAACAACAUUAUUUUGUCUGAUGAUCCCAUGUUACUCUGGUCAGAAAUUAAUAGAUGAAAGUCAGACUAUCUUUUAUGGAGCGUAAUAUUUAUUUUAUACUUUAACACACGUAUUUGAGUUUAUAAAACUUUUCUUUCAACAAAA